GCUUAGUCACAUUGUUAGUUAUAAGACAUUGUUUUACUGUUCGCCGCGCCACGGUGAUCUUGUGGUUGCAGAGGUGCUUUUCUCAUUGCAAAUAAUCGUUGACAACAUCGAUUUGAAAAUACAUAUUGGCUUCACUGUCAUACUGUGAACAAUUAACAACAAAAAAUACCAAUUCCGACCCGCGCCGGGUGCAUUGCCUAACUCGGUUUGCCGUCAUGUGCCGAAGUAACAACAUUUUCUGCGAAGCAAGCAGCAUGAAAAAUAUAUAACAACGAGAUGCCAUGAUGCUGUUCGUUGCAGUAUCGGCGCUGCUUGCGCUCACCCAAACAGAAGCCAUCAACGUAGCCACAUCGUACAGUGUCAUCCAUCAUGAGCAACCACAGGAUCGUGUCCUAACCAAACCCUCCCUGUACGCUCCUUCGGCGCAAUACGUACACUCCUCUGCACACUAUGCACCUUUGAUCGGAAAAAUCCCUUUCCUGAGCGCAUACAACCAGGCCACCCAAUGCCCAGCCCCUCCAGUUUGCACCCACUCCCGUUAUCGCACUCUGGAUGGUAGCUGCAAUAAUCUACAAAACCCAACCUGGGGUACGCCAAACCGCCCGUACGGUCGUCUGCUAACUCCAAAGUACGGUGAUGGCAUCUCAACUCCAACCACCUCGGUUACCGGUCAGGAACUACCCAACUCUCGUCUCGUCUCGUUGGUCGUAUUCGGUGAGCAAGAUAUCCCAGAUCCACAGUUCACCCUGGGCAACAUGCAAUGGGGACAGAUCAUGACGCAUGACAUGAGCUUGCAGGCUGGUGGAACCCAAUCCAAAAAACACGCCACAAGAUGUUGUACCGAUGAUGGUAAAUUGAUUGGAAAGUCCACGGCACCAGCCACAUGCUACCCGAUCAUCGUCCCAGAUCAUGAUCCAGCCCACUCUCAAACAGGAACUGAAUGUAUCAACUUCGUUCGUACGCUGACCAACCGCAACGAUCCAUGCUCUCCGUCUCAUCCUUCGCAACCAGCUGAACAGCUCACAACGGUCACAUCCUGGUUGGAUCUGUCUCUCGUGUACGGAAACUCCGACCAGCAGAACGCAGGUAUUCGAUCCUUCACCGGAGGACGUAUGGCCACUGUUGUCCGUGACGGAUAUGAAUGGCCUCCGAACACCCCGAACGCAACCACCGAUUGCGACAUGGCUUCUCGUAAUGAGGUCUGCUAUCUAGCCGGUGAUGCUCGUGUUAAUCAGAACCCAGGAUUGACUAUUCUGCAGAUCAUGUUACUGCGUGAACACAACCGUAUCGCCGACCAACUUCAGAAGUACAAUCCCCACUGGGAUGACGAACUGCUGUUCCAGGAAUCUCGUCGUAUCAACAUUGCUCAGUAUCAGCACAUCAACUACUACGAAUGGCUUCCAAUCUUCCUCGGCAGAGAAAACAUGCUCAAGAACCGUCUCAUCUACAACGUCAAGGGAGGAGACUAUAUCAAUGAUUACGACCCAUCGCAGGAUCCUUCAGUACUGAACUCUCACGCUACUGCCGCCUUCCGUUACUUCCACACCCAAAUCGAAGGACGUCUUGACCUCGUUUCCGAAGUUCGCAAGCCAACGGGAUCGCUUCGUUUGAGUGACUGGUUCAACCGGCCAUCGAUCAUCGAAGCCGGCGAUAACUACGAUUUCCUGACCCGUGGUCUUGCUACACAGCCCGAGGAACUAACCGAUGCCAACUUCGAUGCCGAAAUCAAACAUUUCCUGUUCCGUCGCGGUCGUCCAUUCGGAUCCGAUCUUCGUGCCUUCGAUAUUCAGCGUAACCGUGAUCACGGUUUGGCCGGUUACAACGAUUACCGCGAAUUCUGCGGCUUCAAGCGUGCUCACUCUUGGGAAGAUUUCCUAGAUCUAAUCUCUGCUCAGGACGUCUCCAAACUGCAGUCUAUGUACACCAGCAUUGACGAUGUGGACCUUACCGUGGGAGGUUCGCUGGAAGCUCACGUAAACGGUGCACUCGCUGGCCCGACCUUCCUGUGCAUCCUAACGGAACAGUUCUACCGUACCCGUGUUGCCGAUCGGUACUUCUUCGAGCGUGGAGACAAGGAUGCCGCCUUCACCCGGGAACAGUUGGCGGAACUGCGUAAGGCCAGCAUCGCUCGUCUGUUCUGUGACAAUGCUAAUCACGUGACUUCAAUGCAACCGAAAGCCUUCUUGAGACCGUCGUCUCACAACCAGGUCGUGUCAUGCUCGCAGAUCCCGGAGAUCGAUCUGAGCAUGUGGAAAGACCUGUCGUACGAUAACAGCUUGCACUCGUUCCACUACUUCCACAACUUUAAGAAAUAAGCUUUGUACUGAAAAGCGUGUGUGUGUGUGAGCUUCAAAACUGCCUUUAUCUAGUUUAUUCCUGCCAGAUUUUUUAAUAAUUAUUGUCUGCUCCUAUUUCAAAAUUAUCUCCGUGCCGCUUUGAAAGGUUUUUUUGGAUGCUUGUUUUUUUGAGGCUGAAUAAAUGUAGAAUUUUUUCAUUCCAAAAAAUACAAUUUUCCUCUCAAAAAAAGUCCUACAUGACGGUACUCUCUUUUUGAAAUUGUGCUAUCAUAUUUUUUUCAAUAACCCUGUGUGAAAUAUAUUUUGCGAAAUAUCAAGCUCAACCAUGUAUACUAUUCCAAAAAACCACUAAAAUUUAACGAACAAAAAACAUCUACUGAACAGAAAGUUACCCGCACGUUAGAUUAUCGUUUGCCAUAAUGCUGUGAGUGCAAUUGUAAAGAAAAAAAUAUCAAACAAAACAUUCUGAGUGGAAACUGAAAGUUACCUUCAAAAUGCAUCAAAAGUCGGAGCGAAGAACGCCCAAUCGUUACGAAUUGGUGCGCGGAAUUCGAUCGAACAACCGAAAACGAAAUGAGCAACAAAGCCCCUGUAUAAUACAUAGUAACAUUUACCUUUACACUAGUUAAUAGUAGAGCUAUGUUUUGUUUAGAUUUAUUUUAUAUAUAGUAAAAGUGUACAUGUUGAAAUGUAACGUAUGUUUUGUUGUGAAUAAAGAGUAAUUUAAGAAA
Molecule: messenger RNA, 3028 nt
Organism: Topomyia yanbarensis
Lineage: Eukaryota; Metazoa; Arthropoda; Insecta; Diptera; Culicidae
Product: peroxidase
Exons: 6
Coding region: 282-2315 (677 amino acids)
Biological process (GO): response to oxidative stress
Molecular function (GO): peroxidase activity; heme binding
Source: RefSeq, a predicted model, not a curated record